Pygoscelis adeliae (Adelie penguin) is the source of this 1292-nucleotide messenger RNA. It is a transcript of the gene NPM1, whose product is annotated as nucleophosmin (nucleolar phosphoprotein B23, numatrin). Gene Ontology annotation, cellular component: nucleolus; cytoplasm; centrosome. The transcript is spliced from 12 exons. Bases 1 to 981 code for a protein of 326 amino acids. The record is from RefSeq and is a predicted model, not a curated record. Gene Ontology annotation, molecular function: chromatin binding; RNA binding; histone binding. NCBI's taxonomy places the organism in Eukaryota, Metazoa, Chordata, Aves, Sphenisciformes, Spheniscidae. Gene Ontology annotation, biological process: ribosomal large subunit biogenesis; ribosomal small subunit biogenesis; ribosomal large subunit export from nucleus.
AUGACGUCCUUCUGUCUUUAUUCCCAGCAUGGGGGCCUUGGAGACUGUUGUGGAGAGGGUGAAACGCAGCGGUGCAGGAGAUGGGAUGAUAAGGAAACAUCGGCCUCUCCAGGUAUGGCUCUAACACAUGUCCAGCAUGAAGGCAGUGGUCUUUUCACAGGCUGCGAGCUUAAAGCGGAUAAGGAGUAUCAGUUCAAAGUAGAUGAUGAAGAAAACGAGCAUCAGCUGUCUUUGAGAACGGUUACUUUAGGGGCUGGAGCCAAAGACGAAUUACACGUUGUAGAAGCGGAAGCAUUGGACUAUGAAGGCAACCCUAUUAAAGUAGUGCUGGCAUCUCUGAAAAUGUCAGUGCAGCCUACGGUUUCAUUAGGUGGCUUUGAGAUCACACCACCGGUGGUCUUGAGGUUGAAGUGUGGUUCAGGGCCCGUUUACGUCAGUGGUCAACAUCUUGUAGCAUUAGAGGAAGAACCAGAGUCAGACGAUGAGGAAGAUGAUACAAAAAUUGUGAACGCUUCAACGAAGAGACCAGCAAGUGGAGGAGGAGCUAAAACACCACAGAAAAAAGCAAAAUUAUCAGAAGAUGAUGAGGAGGAUGAUGAAGAUGAGGAGGAGGAGGAUGAUGAUGAGGAUGACUUAGAGGAUGAUGAGGAAGAAAUGAAAACACCAAUGAAGAAACCUGUCCGUGAGGCUUCAGGAAAAAAUAUGCAGAAAGCAAAGCAAAAUGGGAAAGACUCUAAGCCGUCCACACCAGCAUCAAAAUCAAAAACUCCAGAUUCCAAGAAGGAUAAAUCUCUAACUCCAAAAACACCAAAAGUCCCUCUGUCAUUAGAGGAGAUUAAAGCAAAAAUGCAAGCGUCUGUAGAUAAGGGUUCUUCCCUUCCGAAGCUGGAGCCCAAAUUUGCCAACUAUGUUAAGAAUUGCUUCAGGACGGAGGACCAGAAGGUCAUUCAAGCUCUCUGGCAGUGGAGACAGACUCUGUAAGAAAAGAAAACAGUUUAAACAGUUCAUUAAAAUCUGCAGUCUUAUUUCUGUAACCAUUAUUUGGCUGUCCUUUUUACAAAAGAGCGUUCCCUACCGUGGCUGAUAAAUGUCAUCCAGAUUACCUUGCCAAGAAUGUGUUGUCCAAAAUGCCUGUUUAGUUUUUAAAGACUGGACUCCACCCUCAGCUUCAUUUUAAGUAUGUAUGGAAUGUUUUGAUAAGGCAUGGUGGUGGUGGUGGUCAGACAAAUGGAAAUGGUGGGGAGACUAAAUGUAUGUGGAAAAAAAAUAAAAUUUAGUAUUUUAAUAAAGUA